Knipowitschia caucasica is the source of this 1194-nucleotide messenger RNA. NCBI's taxonomy places the organism in Eukaryota, Metazoa, Chordata, Actinopteri, Gobiiformes, Gobiidae. The record is from the annotation of a GenBank genome assembly.
AUGGGGCUGGCGUCACUGCUCCGCAAGGAAGGCCUUGGCCACGGGACUCUCAUCCAACUGCACCAGCUGGUCACCACGGAGCUGUCCAUAGAGCAGUACCCUCAUAUACAGCUGGUGGUGAAAGCUUUGGAAAAACUCUCUGAGAAUGAGAAGAGUUUACAAGCCCUGCUCCUCUCAGGACUCACCUCCAAAAUCCUCUGGUGGUACGAGUCUGUAUUUGAAAAGUUAACCUGUGACCUCGGCCUCAACCCCGCCCUCAAGAGCCUGACCGAGGCCUUCUUUGACUAUUUUCUGGAACUGGCCAAACCUUCUGUACCAGUGAGCGAGCUGCGUGUGAUUCUCAUGUAUCUGUGCCGCACUGCCCUGGACCCCACUGUCACCUUCAGACUUCGCUUGGAGGCCAUUCGUACCUUCAACAGCAGUCUGGAGUCGUGCGGCCCAGAGCAGAGGAAAGUGCUGCAGGGCCACCAUGACAUUGCCUGCAUUCUCAAUGCUGGUGAUCCAGAUUCAUGGUUACCAAAGUAUUAUGAGCUACAGGCCUCCAUCACAGAAACUUUGUGCCGCCUCACUCUCAAACUUGACCGUCCAAUCAAAGCCAGUGAGUGGUUCACCAGUGAUCUCGGCCACGCCUUCCAAGCAAUCCGCAACCCCUACUUUGAGGCUCUGAGUCGGCCCAAAGAUGAGGACAUGGAGGAGUUCUGGGUUGACUUUAAUUUGGGCUCUGAAUGUGUUAGUUUCUUUGUGGAUGAUCCAAACAAAAAGAUGUUUCUGUGGGAAUCAAUCCAUGUGAUGAGGGAUGAGGUCAAUCGCUACAGCCUCACAGGUUACCUGUCAGAGCACACAGUGAACCCCUCCACAGAGAGCAUGACGUCACGAGCUGAGCAAAAAGAAGAUGCAGAGCUUAUGGGCGAGAGAUUGGCACUGGAUGCAGGAGACAUGUUUACUGACGAGUUGGGGCCUUCUGCAGAGCGGCCUGAGUCCAACAAGGAGUCUUCGGGAGAAGAAGAGGUGGCAGAAGUAAAAUUAAACGUGGAGGAGGCCGAGGUGAUCGCAAAGCAAGCGGCUGUGGCAGAAACAGGGAUCCUCGGAGCCUUCCCCCUCCCUCCUCCCUCCUCGUCCAGCAGCAGCAGCUCCUCCCCCCGUCGUCAUGUGAUUGUUGACCCCAGGACCCCAAAAUGCUGCAGCAGAGCUUGA